GAAAUCAUUGUAGUGGCAAUAUUCCAAACCAAUCAAAACACAGAUAAUAAAGAAGAGAGAGAGAGAGAGAGAGAGAGAAAGAAAGAGAAAUAGCAUAAGUUUAGGGAGAGGGGGCCUAGGUGAGAUAAUGGCUAGCAAGCAAAAGGAGUUGUACUUCGUCUUCAUGAACUUUGAUCCUGAAUAUGAACGUCUUCGAAGUGAUAGGUCAAAGAGAGGAGCGUAUGAGCUUGAUAUGUAUCUAAGUAGGAAACAUGAUGAACUUCUAGCUCGAACUUUCCAACCUGGGACCUACAAUAAGACUUUGUCUCUCGUUAUUGUUGAUGGUUUUGCUGUUCAAAUCACUGAUGAUCAGGCAAAGUUGCUCAGAUCUGCAAUGGAAGUGAGGGUAGUGGAGAAGAAUCAAGAGUUAGCUUAAUUAGUAAAUUUUUGGGGCUUCUGAAGUUUUAUCCCCAAUAUCAACAAGCAUAUAUAUAAUAUUUUAUGAUUGAAGUCAAUUAUUGGCAUAGUGGGUUUGUUGUGUUUUCUUUUCUCUUUUUCCAGGGUGCCUAUUUUCAAGUAUAUGUAUUGAAUUGCAUUUUGCUGAUGGUUUCUUUGAUUCUACUUAAUUAAUAGGGUGUGUAUAUAGUAUAUAUUUAGAGAGGAAAAGGGAUAGGUAAAAUGUAAUGAUGGCAUUGAUAUCAUGUAUUCUUGAAUCCAAUUUGAAACUUUUUUGCUCUCU
Beta vulgaris subsp. vulgaris (sugar beet) is the source of this 718-nucleotide messenger RNA. RefSeq lists its product as hypothetical. The record is from RefSeq and is a predicted model, not a curated record. Lineage: Eukaryota; Viridiplantae; Streptophyta; Magnoliopsida; Caryophyllales; Amaranthaceae. The transcript is spliced from 3 exons. Bases 128 to 415 code for a protein of 95 amino acids.